Molecule: messenger RNA, 2791 nt
Organism: Ornithodoros turicata
Lineage: Eukaryota; Metazoa; Arthropoda; Arachnida; Ixodida; Argasidae
Gene: Nedd4
Product: E3 ubiquitin-protein ligase NEDD4-like
Exons: 21
Coding region: 366-2681 (771 amino acids)
Biological process (GO): protein polyubiquitination; regulation of dendrite morphogenesis; ubiquitin-dependent protein catabolic process
Cellular component (GO): cytoplasm
Molecular function (GO): ubiquitin protein ligase activity; sodium channel inhibitor activity; protein binding
Source: RefSeq, a predicted model, not a curated record
UCUCGACCCUCUCGACUGCUCUCGACCGUGGGCUGAGUUGGCCACGAAGAAAACCCUCCUGAUUAAAACGCACAAGAACCAAGUAAUCGUACUCUGUGGGUAAUAAAUGGUAAUAAGGUUUUCUGUCUUAUCAGUCAGGCUAUCCAUAGGAGUUUUGUCACCCAAGUCGGUAGGAAGAAACGUCGCAAGAGGUGCAAACUUUCUGCGAGAGGUGUGGCUGCUGAAAAUAAUGGGAUCGCAAGGUGUACGUCGUGGAUUUCGCUCACGACGUCAGAAUACUGUGACAGUCAUGGUGCAGUCGAAUGUGGUUUAGGAAUCUUGGGCGAGCACAGACCAUUUGAAAGAUCGUGUUAUCGCUGCAUGGCAUGGCGGAUUCGUCGAGGCCAGCGGAAGACGUAGAGGAAAAUGGUUCCUCCGAUGGCUCGCGUCUGCUACGUCUACGAGUCGUGGCUGGACACAAUUUGGCCAAGAAGGACAUUUUUGGAGCCAGCGAUCCGUAUGUCAGAAUUGAUGUGGUGAAGCAGGAGGGCUACUCUGUACUUGAUUCGUUCUACACAAAAACGAAGAAAAAGACCUUAAACCCAAAAUGGGACGAGGAGUUUGUUAUAAGAGUUGUCCCAUCAGAGCACAAAGUUGUGAUGGAAGUUUUUGAUGAAAACCGUCUGACAAGGGAUGACUUCCUUGGACAUGUUGAGCUGCCUUUGAAUGCCAUCGCGGAAGAAAGACCAGGACGCCACAUUCCACAGAAGUACUAUAUCCUAAGGCCUAGAAGCAGCUUGAAGUCUCGAGUGAAGGGCCACCUGCAAGUGUAUCAUGCCUUUCUGCCUCCCGAGGGUGAGACAAAUCACGAAAAUGACUGGGAGAUAGUGGAGCCGGUGAGCAGCCCUGAGGAACCUGCGGUUCUUGCUGGAAGGCCAGUCAUUCCUCUUCCUGCAGGCUGGGAAGAGAGAGAGGAUGCCUGCGGGAGAAUCUAUUAUGUUAAUCAUGUUGCUCGCACUACACAAUGGGACAGGCCUACGGGUGCUACAAUGCUGGAAGAGGAGGUGCAGCAACGAAGCUUGGAGCUUGCGCAAGAAUUUGGCCGUAGGGUGCACAUCAGCGCAGACGACGAACAGCAGGUGUCUGAGGACAUCCAGCCGCCACCAAGGGAUCUGGCAGCUCCCCCGCAGAGACGCUUCACUGUGCCCAUGGUGGCAGCUUUGAGGUGUGAAAACAACUCCAGUCCUGAAGGCCUUCCAGCAGGGUGGUCUCUUCAAGUAGCUCCAAACGGACGGGUCUUCUUCAUCGACCACAACACAAAGACUACUACUUGGGUGGACCCGCGAACAGGUAAACCAAGUGCCUUGCCACAGCACGGCGCUCUGCCUGGGAAGCCCGAUGGUGUCGAUGACUUGGGCCCACUGCCUGAUGGCUGGGAAGAAAGGAUCCAUACAGAUGGACGCAUAUUCUUCAUUGAUCACACUGCACGAAUCACUCAAUGGGAAGACCCCAGACUAAACAACCCUAAUGUUGCUGGACCUGCUGUGCCUUACUCUCGAGAUUACAAGAGGAAAUACGAGUACUUAAAGUCAAAGCUGCCAAAGCCUAGUAACAUUCCUAGCAAGUUUGCAAUGAAAGUGACACGAGCCAAGGUCUUGGAAGACACAUAUCGCAUCUUGAGCACCGUCACCUCAGUGGAACGGUUGCGCUCUAAGCUUUGGGUGGAGUUUGAUGAAGAGGAGGUUCUUGACUACGGUGGUGCUUCCAGGGAGUUUUUUUACCUCCUAUCCAGAGAGAUGUUCAACCCAUAUUAUGGUCUCUUUGAGUAUUCUGCUGCGGACAACUACACACUUCAGAUUAAUCCAUUUUCGGGCAUGUGUAAUGAGGACCACCUGUCAUACUUUAAGUUCAUUGGCCGGAUAGCAGGAAUGGCCGUCUACCAUGGCAAGCUGUUAGAUGCAUUUUUCAUCCGGCCGUUCUACAAGAUGAUGUUGGGCAAAACAAUCACUCUCAAGGACAUGGAAGCAGUGGACACAGAAUACUACAACUCAUUGCGAUGGAUAAUGGAUAACGAUCCUGUGGAACUGGAUUUAAGGUUUUGCGUCGACGAAGACCUCUUUGGUCACAUGCAACAGCGGGAGCUCAAACCCGACGGGGCCAACAUUGCUGUCACCCAGGACAACAAAGCAGAAUACAUUGAGUUGGUGAUCCAGUGGCGAUUUGCUUCCCGCAUUCAGCCCCAGAUGAAUGCCUUCUUGGAGGGCUUCAACGAAUUAGUUCCUCUACAGCUUUUGCGAGUGUUUGACGAACAUGAGCUCGAGCUUCUUAUGUGUGGCAUUGGCAAGAUAGAUGUGCGUGACUGGCGCCAACACACAGUCUACAAGGGUGGUUACCAUGCCAACCACGUAGUGGUGCAGUGGUUCUGGCGGCUGGUCCUCUCUUUCAGCAACGAAAUGCGUUCACGGCUGCUGCAGUUUGUCACGGGUACCUCGCGAGUGCCCAUGAAUGGCUUUCGAGAGUUAUACGGCAGCAAUGGACCUCAGCCCUUCACAUUGGAGAGGUGGGGGCUGCCAGCCAAUUUGCCUCGUUCCCACACUUGCUUUAAUCGUCUGGACCUGCCUAUGUACGAGAGCUACCAAGACCUCCGUGAAAAGCUAAUCCAGGCCAUUGAGGGUUCCGAAUCCUUUGGUGGUGUCGACUGAUCAACAAGACACUUGUUACUAGAGCCGCUGUAUCAUACUGUACAGUUGUCAGAUGCCCAUAUAUGCAGUUUUUCCCUCCAAAGGCUCAAUAAAGACAUUUGCUCUGCGUU